AUGCGAAGCUGCAAGAUGGUCAGAGUGGUAAGUGUUCUGGGGCUAGUGAUGGUCAGCGUGGCUCUCUUGAUUUUGUCCUUGAUCAGCUACGUGUCCCUGAAAAAAGACAAUAUCUUCACCACUCCCAAAUAUGCCAACACGGGAGUGCCGAGAAUGUACAUGCUCCAUGCCGGAUUUAGGUCACAGUUUGCGCUGAAGUUCCUUGAUCCUUCCUUUGUACCCAACACAAAUUCCUUGAAUCAGGAGAUGCAGGACAAGUCACCCAAGUGGACAUUCAACAGAACGGCAUUCUUACAACAAAGACGAGAAAUCCUUCAGCAUGUUGACGUGAUCAAAAACUUUUCUUUGACAAAGAACAUGGUGCGGAUUGGACAGCUGAUGCAUUACGACUAUUCCAGCCAUAAGUACGUCUUUUCCAUUAGCAAUAGCUUCCGUUUGUUGCUUCCGGAUGUCUCUCCGAUUCAGAACAAGCACUAUAACAUUUGCGCUGUCGUGGGCAACAGCGGGAUUCUUCUUGGCAGCCAGUGCGGGCAGGAAAUAGACAAGUACGAUUUUGUUUUUCGUUGCAAUUUUGCACCCACCGAAGCAUUCCAGAAAGACGUGGGAAGGAAAACCAACAUCACCACUUUUAACCCGAGCAUUCUGGAGAAGUAUUACAACAACCUGUUGACCAUUCAAGAUCGCAAUAACUUUUUUCUAAGCUUGAAGAAGCUGGAUGGAGCUAUUCUCUGGAUUCCAGCUUUUUUCUUCCAUACGUCAGCCACUAUUACCAGAACUUUGGUAGAUUUCUUUAUUGAGCAUCGAGGACAAUUAAAAGUCCAGCUGGCUUGGCCAGGAAAUAUAAUGCAACAUGUUAACAGGUACUGGAAAAACAAGCAUUUGGCCCCCAAGCGUCUCAGCACAGGUAUCUUGAUGUACACCCUUGCGUCCGCUAUUUGUGAUGAAAUCCACCUGUAUGGGUUCUGGCCCUUUGGCUUCAACCCAAACAAUAAAGAGGAUCUUCCCUACCACUAUUUUGACAAGAAAGGAACCAAGUUUACCACGAAAUGGCAAGAAUCCCACCAGCUGCCCGCCGAAUUCCAGCAGCUCUUUCGAAUGCAUGGCGAAGGACUUGCAAAACUGACUUUAUCCCACUGUGCCUAA
Pseudonaja textilis is the source of this 1143-nucleotide messenger RNA. RefSeq names its product ST8 alpha-N-acetyl-neuraminide alpha-2,8-sialyltransferase 3 (gene ST8SIA3). Lineage: Eukaryota; Metazoa; Chordata; Lepidosauria; Squamata; Elapidae. Gene Ontology annotation, biological process: oligosaccharide metabolic process; N-glycan processing. The record is from RefSeq and is a predicted model, not a curated record. Gene Ontology annotation, molecular function: alpha-N-acetylneuraminate alpha-2,8-sialyltransferase activity.